Ficedula albicollis (Collared flycatcher) is the source of this 3763-nucleotide messenger RNA. Its product is annotated as MARVEL domain-containing protein 2-like. Gene Ontology annotation, biological process: bicellular tight junction assembly. The annotation marks the transcript as partial. Gene Ontology annotation, cellular component: apical plasma membrane; bicellular tight junction; cytoplasmic vesicle. The record is from RefSeq and is a predicted model, not a curated record. Lineage: Eukaryota; Metazoa; Chordata; Aves; Passeriformes; Muscicapidae. The transcript has 7 exons.
GGGCUGCCGCCGCCCCCGCUGCCCCUGCAGCCCCCCUUCGGCCCCGGCGGGGCCAGCCCGGGCCCCAGCGGCCCGGCAGAGCUGAAGCCGGUUCGGCGCUUCAUUCCGGACUCGUGGAAGAACUUCUUCAAAGGGAGACGCCACCCCGGCUCCAGCUGGGAUAGCACGGCCUCCGACAUCAGGUACAUCUCGGACGGGGUCGAGUGCUCGCCGCCUGCCUCUCCCGCCCCGCUGCAGCCCGGUGCCAAGGCGGUGCCCGGCUCCUACACGGACCCGUUCGGGGGGUCGGGCGGGAGCUACAACUCGCGGAAGGAGGCCGAGGCCAUGCUGCCCUCCGGAGACCCCUCGGGCUCGCUGGAGCGGCGCGCCGGCACUGGGCGGACGUACAGCGAGCGGGUGGAGGAGUACCACCAGCGCUACGCCUACAUGAAGUCCUGGGCAGGGCUGCUCAGGAUCCUCGGCGUGGCCGAGCUCCUGCUGGGCGCCGCCGUCUUCGCCUGUGUCACCGCCUACGUGCACAAGGACAACGAGUGGUACAACAUGUUCGGGUACUCGCAGCCCUACGGAUACGGGGCGGGCAGCGCCUAUGGGGGAUACUCCUACAGCGGGCCGAAAACGCCCUUCAUCCUGGUGGUGGCGGGCAUGGCGUGGAUCGUCACCAUAGUGCUGCUCGUGCUGGGCAUGUCCAUGUACUAUCGAACUAUCCUCCUCGAUUCCAACUGGUGGCCCCUGACCGAGUUUGGGAUCAAUGUGGCCUUGUUCUUUCUGUACAUGUCGGCUGCCAUAGUGUACGUAAACGAUACCAACCGAGGCGGGCUCUGCUAUUACCAAUUGUUCAAGACGCCGAUAAAUGCAGCUUUUUGCCGUGUGGAGGGCGGUCAGACUGCAGCAAUCAUCUUCUUGUUUGUCACGGUGAUCAUGUAUCUAAUUAGUGCGGUGGUUGCCCUAAAGUUGUGGAGGCACGAAUCGGCCAGGAGACACAGGGAAUUAAUGGAACAGGAGAUGAAAACACAAUCCUCUUUUCCAGAAAAGAAGUAUGAAGCUGAUGACAGGCCAAGGGAAGAAGUCAGUUACAGGCAGCUCAAAUCACUGGAAAGAAAACCAGAGCUACUUAAUGGUCAUAUACCUGCAGGCCACAUUCCUAAACCUAUAGUGAUGCCAGACUACUUAGCGAAAUACCCUGUAAUUCAAACAAAUGAAAUGAGAGACCGGUACAAAGCAGUAUUCAAUGAUCAGUUUGCUGAGUAUAAAGAACUGUCCAUGGAAGUUCAUGCUGUAUUAAAAAAGUUUGAUGAGCUGGAUGCAUUGCUGAAACAGCUUCCGCACCAUCCUGAAAGCAUAUAUGAACAGGAAAGGAUAUUAAAAGUUCUGCAAGAAUACAAGAAGAAGAAAAAUGAUCCUGCAUUUCUGGAGAAAAAGGAGCGUUGUGAAUAUCUGAAGAAUAAGCUUUCUCACAUAAAACAACGAAUUCAGGACUAUGAUAAAGUUAUGAAUUGGAAUGUAGAAACUUAGCAAUGCCUUCAUGGAUGCUAUUUUUUUCUUUUAAAAUCAAUAUGUGUAUUUUAACCUAUUUAUUCAUUCUUUGAACAGUACACCUAUGGGGAUUACUUAAUCACUGUCAUAUAUUUGGAGGUUGUUCAUUACUGAUAGGUUUUGUAUGAAGAUCCAAUUGUAACUGAAGUUACGAGAUAAGUUAGGAAACCUCUGCUAACAUUCUGCUUUCAUUUGUGCAAAUCCUAGCCUCUUAAAUAUGAAUACUUUAUUUGAAAAUACUUCAUUUGCAAACUUGCAAAGCCUGCCAGAGAAAGCAGUUUCCAAAUACCUUGUGGAAACUUUGCACAGAAAUGCUGUUAACAAAAUUGGAUUUAUUUCUAUCUAACAUCUUAAUGAUACCAGAAAGAGCUGAGCUGUUCUUUCUGUGUGGGGUUUUAUGCACUGCCUAAUUUUAUUGAAUAAUUUGGGCAAUUCAGAAGCUAGUUUAAUAAGAAUUUUUGUAUUGUAUUUCCAAAUGCUGUACAUUUUACCAGAAAUCAUAUUGAAUUUUGCCCCACAAGAGAGGAAAAAUAGCUUCUUAUUUGAGCAGCUGGGGGAAGGGGACUUUGAUUUGGUUUUUGUGUUGCCCUCUUCAGAGAUGAUGCAACAAAUCUAUACUUGGCCUUAAAGGAACAAAGGUACAGAAUGAGACAUAUUAAUGUUCCAUUAGUGUUGCUGUAGGUCAGUGUGCUCUGCCUACCUUCUGGAUCAUGCUGUUAGGGGUACAUGUGUUGAAGGGCUUCACUAUUCUUCAGCAAGUAACAGGACUUUUUGUCCAUGCAGCAGCUGUUAGUGAACUUGGCAUUCAGAGAGACAGUGAGAUGCAGCUCCAGGCUCCUUUUGACAGUGGUCUGAGUUUCAGUUUUCAAGAAACUGGCUCCUGGUCCCUCAGACAGUGUCUGCCUAGCCUGCGGAGAACCAUCGUGCUGCUUCUUUCCUGCAAAUUUUCCAACAAAUGGAUUGGGAAAAGGGAACACCGUACGUGUGCCUGGAAUGAGGGGAUCAAGUGGCAACAUCUGUAUGUGGAUUCUUGUGUUUCCCAGCAGGAUGCCACAGGUGUGGCCAAGUAGAUUUUCCAAAUGUUGGGAAGAGAAGGUGGGAGAGAAAUACUCCCUUCUGCCCACCUUUUGGGUUCCAAACAGGAUUGAUGUUGGGCAUGACAGAAGUAAGCUACCAUCCUAAGGCUGCAGCAACAUGUUGCAACCAUUACAGUAAAUUACUUGCCCAGUCCUGUGUCUGUUACAGGCCUCAGGGCUGCUAAAGCAGUUCUCAUGUGUACAAUAUGUGCACUGGUUUUGCUCUAACCUACCAAUGGACGACUGGAAAGGGUCUUGUCUACAAUGCUGCAGACAUGCUGGAGAAAGACUAAUCUUAGACUAACAGGUUAACAUGUUCAUCUCUCAAGAAAUUGAGAUUAAUGAAAGAACUAAUGGCCGGAAGCUAAAGCAACUUGGAGCAAGAAAUUAGGAGGAAAGUGAUGGGAGAAUCCCUCAGAGUUACAUAAGAACUAUCAAGGAAAGUGGCCUCUUGAUACUCUUGAAGAAUAGAAGGCAUACUCCAGACAAAACUGAAGCUUUUAGGUGAUUAUCACCUCAGUCUCUCUGUGCAGUCCCUCUAGGCCCAGCUCUGAAUCUACACUUCUGCAUGUACGUGUAAACAAUGUGCUGUAGGGUCUUACUGUGUGACUGGGUUUUUGCAGAAGGCAAUUAACACAUAAAUGAAUCACCAAGGAAUAUUGCCUUACAUCAGUGGGCUUGUCCUCAAACCCUGUGUGUACACAACAAGAAGUUUUAUCCUUCAGUCCUCCUCUUAGAAAAUGCUUGCCUGGCUACACAGAUCUACAAAUCAAGAUGCUCAAGAUUCUUAGCAUUUCUACAAAUACUAUAGUUUCUAAACCGGAUUUGUGUUUUUCUUGUCUCUGUAAGCAGUUGGAUAUCCUGCAUCAAAACAACUGUGGCAAGAUUGGUAUACUGUUUACUAAACCAUACCUUUUUUUCAGGCCAGAUAAAGCAGUGACUAACAAACGUACCCAAAAUUUUGACUUGCGCAAUAGCCUGACCAGCUUUUGUGAUGGCAUAUUGACUACAAAUGUUCAUGGCAACGAAAAACCUAAUUGCUUUGAAAUUGUAAAAGGAGGUAUCCAGUACGUUAUUAAUACCGUACAAUCAGGUUUUACAAAAUGACUUUAUAUCCUGUAUUCCAGUCCAGCUCUGAAAUUCUUGAUCUUGAG